CUGGCCGAUCCUCUAAAACAAGACACAAGACCCUGAAACAAAACCUGACUGGGGCCGAUCGACUCUUUUAAAUUCUUGACUCCUGCACUGGGUCCCAAUUCCAGCGUUUUUUCAGGUCUAUCGAUUACCCGACUCCGCGCCGCAGCACCGUCCUGCCCGCGCUGCCCGCGCUCUCUGCUGGCUUGGUCUAAUCCGCCAUAAUCCGGGAAUCCCCCAUCAAAUGUUCACCCAGCCUGCGCCGCCGUCACCGGGCAUAUUGUCGCCUGCAUCUGCUACAGCAACCAUUUCCACCACCACUCCUGGUCGGACUAGUAGCAGACUAAGGGGCUUGAAUUACCUUCGCAACUAUACACAGACCCACAUCCUGUCGCGCGAUAGUGGUAGCAACAGUGCAAACAGCCAUCGCAACCAGGCCUCGGGACCCGUGUCAGUUCCAGUCACCGUCACAAUCCCAGCUGCCACUGCCAGCCAAAGUGGCCCCCCUGCUCAGUCCCGGAAUCCAUCCCUAACACGAGCAAACACCUAUUCACCUCCCGCCCGAAGCCAGCGAAUACAACGGUUUGCUAGCACAAAUACGAUCGACUAUAUUCAUUCCGACAUCGCCUCCGUCAUAACCCCGACAGACAUUUCUUCCACCAAUUCGGACCCAAACUCGACCGAGUCCAGCUCUGACCCCCAUCUCGACAGCGACUUGGGCCACGGCAAGUCAGAAGCCAAGGCGGCCAGGAAGAGAGGCCCAAAGACAGACCCCAUAUCCGACGGUCCUGACAUGACGCGUACGCGUUCAGCUACUACGGGCGACCUGUCCCACGAAAUGUUGCCAUCACUGAGGCUGUCGGCGUACUACGACCCCCGGUCUAAUCGCCAAUCGCUGUCAUUCACCCCCGUUUCACGCACACUACCCACUGGCUCCGAAAUUAUCAAAGUCGGCCGGUACUCAGAGAGGGAAAAUCAUGCGGCGGUGCCGGCGAACACGCCGUCGGCUGCCCCAGUGGGGUUCAAAAGCAAGGUUGUCAGCCGGAGGCACUGCGAAUUCUACUUCGAAAAUAACAAAUGGUUCAUUAAGGACGUGAAGAGCUCGUCCGGGACAUUCCUAAAUCAUAUCAGGUUGAGUCCUCCCGGCACCGAGUCGAAGCCCUUUCCCAUCAACGAUGGCGAUAUAGUGCAGCUCGGAAUUGAUUUCAGGGGCGGUGAGGAGAUGAUUUUCCGAUGCGUCAAGAUGCGAAUCGAACUCAACAGGGGCUGGCAGGCGAAACCUAACACGUUCAACAUGGCCACUCACAAGCGUCUAAGAAACAUGACGUCGGCUGCCUCCACGGCUUCACAUGCGCAAGACUGUUCGAUAUGCUUGAACGCAAUAGCACCCUGCCAAUCACUCUUUGUAGCACCAUGCAGCCAUACCUGGCAUUACAAGUGUAUUCGCGAGCUGCUCGUCGGCCCCUCGUGGCCCAUAUUCACCUGCCCGAACUGUCGAGCCGCCGCAGAUCUCGAUGCGGACGUCGAGGAGCCAUCCGAAGAGUGGCAACAACUUGAUUCGGGUGCCGAGGAUGUGGUUGAAGAGCCAAUAGCAACGGAGGCUUCGCCGCCCAGCAAUGCCGCUUCUACCCCUGACAGCACGCACGACGCCUCAAGUGCCGAGAGAGACUCGUUCGUCUCGGUUACUAGUGGGCCUAGUGAUGCUGCCGAUCGUACUGUUUUACUCGACAGCCCAGCGGUGGAGCAGCAGAGACACACGUCAUCCAGGUAUACUACGUCGAACCCGGUAUCGAUACCGAGCCCCGCACGGCCGCCGAAUAACGGCACAUUGUCUGCUAACAGAGGCACCCGAACACCGUCACCCAACGGACAACCCUUGGUCGUUGGCCACGAGGGCCCUAUGACCCCCCGAAAUGAUGCGGGACCGUGGGUGUUCGACGGAGAUGCUGGCCGGGCAUCUCAAGAGGCCUCGAGGCAGGGCAUCAGUCUGGACGGGGCGGCAGCACCAGUGGAAAACCCGGCAUAGAACGUCUUGGCCUUUAUGCUACGGUUCACUCGACGAGCCCGAAAACGAGAUGAUCACUAGUCAGGCUGUUGGGUGUACUCGGGUGGUGCUGUUACGGCAGUGAGUAGUGGAAGAUAAGGGCAGUGAUACCAGGUUGUUGGCGUUUCGGACCAGGGUGCAUCGUGGUUUUCAUGCAUUGA
Pseudomassariella vexata is the source of this 2181-nucleotide messenger RNA. RefSeq lists its product as uncharacterized. Gene Ontology annotation, molecular function: protein binding; ubiquitin protein ligase activity. NCBI's taxonomy places the organism in Eukaryota, Fungi, Ascomycota, Sordariomycetes, Amphisphaeriales, Pseudomassariaceae. The coding region runs from base 221 to 2002 and encodes 593 amino acids. The record is from RefSeq and is a predicted model, not a curated record. The transcript has 3 exons. Gene Ontology annotation, cellular component: cell division site; ubiquitin ligase complex; cytosol. Gene Ontology annotation, biological process: negative regulation of septation initiation signaling; ubiquitin-dependent protein catabolic process; mitotic spindle assembly checkpoint signaling.